Blumeria graminis f. sp. triticale is the source of this 2625-nucleotide messenger RNA. The record is from the annotation of a GenBank genome assembly. NCBI's taxonomy places the organism in Eukaryota, Fungi, Ascomycota, Leotiomycetes, Helotiales, Erysiphaceae.
AUGGGACCUCCUCGCCCUAUGAUGACUCCUAACAGGAGGCCAAAUCCAAUAAGAGAUAGAAAACCAAUAGUUCCUCCACAAAAUUCGCUCCAGCGUCAAGCGGUCAUGACUGCCGCCAAGAAAGCGGGAGGCAGACCUCCGAAGUCUACCUGCAAGAAUCCAGACUGCACGACCCCAGAUGUUAUCGAAGGUAUCUGUCAUAGUUGUGGUCUAGUGAUGGAUGAUUCCAAUAUCGUGUCUGAGAUAACAUUCGGCGAAUCCUCCAGCGGUGCGGCCGUUGUUCACGGUAGCUUUGUAGGUGAAGAUCAAGGAGCCGCACGUAGUAUGGGAACUGCAUUCAGACGCGCCGGUGGAUCAGAAAAUCGUGAGAAUACGAUCAACGAAGGACGCAGAAUUAUCGACGGAUUGGGCCACCAGCUUGGCGUGGUUGAAUUUACAAGAACAGUUGGUCUACAAAUCUUCAAGCUAGCUGCAAUGAACAACUUUAUACAAGGUCGACGUAUGGACAUGGUAGCUGCAGUAUGCCUAUAUAGUGCUUGUCGUAAGGCGGAUAGGUGUCGCGUCAUGCUAAUUGAUUUCGCUGACAAGAUUCAAGUCAAUGUGUUCAAGCUAGGUCGAACUUUCAAGGCUUUACAUCGUGCAAUAACUAUAGCUAAAGACGGUAUCAUGCCAAUUCUUCCAGAGGACCUUAUUUGGCGUUUUGCCUCUCUCUUAGACUUUGACACAUUUACUAACAAAGUUGCCGACGACGCUAUACGAAUGGCCCAAAGAAUGAGUCUAGAUUGGAUGCUGAUGGGGAGGAGACCUUCAGGCGUCUGUGGUGCCUGCCUAAUUCUUGCAGCUCGAAUGAACAAUUUUCGUCGAACUGUAACUGAAGUGGUCUAUGUCGUAAAAGUUACCACAGCUACAAUCCAGAAACGGCUGGAAGAGUUCAAAUUGACUCCCACCAGCUCCCUCACUGUUGACGAAUUUGUUAACAAUGAAUUUUUGGAGACUGCCCACGACCCCCCUUCCUUUUAUAAGAAAACCGAGGAAUUUCAAAAAAGCAAAAAACAACGAAAGCGCAAGCGAAUGCAGUCUGAUGAUGAUGAGGAAGAUGAAGAUGAAAACGAGGAUGAAAACGAAUCAAAUCCUAGCAAAAUUCAAAAGAUAGGCACUGUACCGAGUCUUGUCGAUCAAGAUCAAGCCUUCACAACUGCUCUUGUCUCUACACCUGUUCUUAGUUUUGACGCAAAUGGCUUUCCAAUCUCUAUAGAUCCUAUUCAUACCGAAGAAGUACCCAUUGAUCCACAACUAAUGGACGAAGUCAUUGCUGACCAGUCUAAAACCUCGUUUGAGCAGUUGGUUAAGGAGUUUGGAGACGUCGGAACCUUGCCUGAAGAAGAUGUCGACGAGGAAGAAGAGGAAGAAGAAGAAGGAGAGGACGACGAUGAAGAUGAGGAUGAAGCAAAAAAUGAUGGCUCAACUUUGGUUUCAGAAGUUGUUCCCAAGCGAGGCCGUCCAAAGACGAAAAAUCAGGCUGUUCACGUCCCUCCAGAGUGGGCAGCUACCGAAAUGACCAUGGAAGAAGAAAUCACAGAAAUGAUAAAUGAUCCCAAUACCAUCACACAUGCAACCCAGUAUGCCAAAGCGAGACGUUUAGCUGCAGCACACGUUCUCCUUGCGGAAAAGGCCAAUCCACAAAAAGAAGUCAGCAUGGAUGUCCACGUCGGGGAGGAUGAGUUUGCACAGGAUCCUGAGGUCCAAAACUGUCUUCUAUCCCCAGCCGAUGUUGCAAUGAAGGAAAAAGUCUGGAUCAACGCAAACAAAGAUUGGCUCCGCAAACAACAACUAAAGGAGUGGAAUAAAAAGCAGGCGGCAAACGAUCCUCCAAAGGCCAAGAGAAAUCGUAAAAAGAAGCCACGUAUGGGUGAAGGCCAGACAAGUGCUGCCAACAGCCCUGCGGAAGCAGCAAUUUCGGUCCUUAAACAGCGAAGUUUCUCCAAGAAAAUAAAUUACGAUGCUAUCAAUGGGUUAUUUGCUGACAUCGAUAAAAUGGCAGCGAAGAAAGGCGACGAUACCGGUAACAAUGGAAACUCUCGAGCUGGCAGCCACAUAACAGAGCUGAAGAAGCAGGAGCCAUCUGAUUUAUCAAGGAUAUCUUCACCUGUCCCUGAGGAUGAUAAACAAUCUAUGAUUGAUCCUAGCCUAGCAGGUGGUCUCCUCUUGCCAAAGAAGAUAUCCUCAAGAAACAGCGCCUCAGCCAACGCAGCACGUAAUCAAAGGCGUGCGGAGCAACAGGCGAGAAGGGCUGAGGAGAGUCCGACCGCUCUCAGCGUGUCUGUAAAAGAUUCUACGACUCUGGCAAGUAGCCAGAAAGGUGAAGAUGAUGACUACGUUGGUCUAGGUGCCACCCAAGAUGGCACCACUUUCGAAGAGCCAGUUGAAGGUGGCGAAGUGGAAAGUGAUUGGAAAUUUCAGCUUAAUACAGUUCAUAACCCGAAUGACUUCAACAACAGUGAUGAUAUUGAUGACGAGGAUGAAGAUUAUGGAGACUGGAAGGCAGAUCCUGAUCCGUUUAUCGAUGAUGAUUUAGGUGCGAGAGGAUUCGAAUCCGAUGACAACGUUGACGACUACGACGAAUAA